Messenger RNA from Myxocyprinus asiaticus (Chinese sucker), 2325 nucleotides. Its product is annotated as polycomb complex protein BMI-1-B. Gene Ontology annotation, biological process: negative regulation of transcription by RNA polymerase II. The record is from RefSeq and is a predicted model, not a curated record. Lineage: Eukaryota; Metazoa; Chordata; Actinopteri; Cypriniformes; Catostomidae. Gene Ontology annotation, cellular component: PRC1 complex. The coding region runs from base 447 to 1481 and encodes 344 amino acids. Gene Ontology annotation, molecular function: promoter-specific chromatin binding. The transcript has 10 exons.
UGUACUGCGUGUUUAAAUAGGUGAAAGUGAGCACUGCUUUUUAAACAAUAGUGUGUGGUGCACACAGCUCGCAGCCUCAUGAGGAGCUUGGACUCGGGACUGUGCAAAAUGGCAGCCACGUUCACGUAGAUGCAUGCUUUUUAAGCGAGAAACACACGAGGAGAGAAAAUGAGUCGUGCUUUAACGUUAAUUGGUUGUAUUUAUGCUCAUUUGUAAUGAUCAGGACAAUCUGCGAAUCCGUAGUAGAAUGCUGAUCCGUUUUGACUGGCACAAUGCCAAUUACAACCCGUCGUCAUAGCAACAAUAAGUGUGGGCAUUUUGGCUUUCACUCUCACCCAUAUCCCUGCGAUGAAUGAACCCAUUUCACGACUUGUGUGUGCUCUCUUCCAUAAUCGGCAAUGAGUUUAGACAGAAGCGAAAAGCGACGUUGGCAUAGUUAAUUUGAUAUGUCGGUUAUAAUUGUCGGGGAACAUGUUACAACAGCAGGUCCUCGAACUCACAUGGCAAUGCACCGAACAACAAGAAUCAAGAUAUCGGAGCUAAAUCCUCAUUUGAUGUGCGUUUUAUGUGGAGGAUACUUCAUUGACGCGACCACCAUUGUUGAAUGUUUGCAUUCAUUCUGCAAAAUGUGCAUUGUAAGGUAUCUGGAAACCAGCAAAUAUUGCCCUAUUUGUGAUGUCCAAGUCCAUAAAACAAAACCUCUCCUAAAUAUCAGGUCAGAUAAGACCCUUCAGGAUAUUGUAUACAAGUUGGUGCCUGGUCUGUUCAAAAAUGAAAUGAAACGAAGGCGGGAUUUUUAUGCCGAUCAUCCUUCAGUUGAUGCUACUAAUGGUUCUAAUGAGGACCGAGGAGAAGUGGCCGAUGAAGACAAGAGAAUCAUUGCUGAUGAUGAGAUCAUCAGCUUGUCCAUUGAGUUUUUUGAUCAGAACAAGUGUGAUGGUAAAGAUGGGGAAGAAAAAGAAACAACAAAAGAGGCUAAUGUUAAACGGUACUUACAGUGCCCAGCUGCUAUGACAGUGAUGCAUCUCAGAAAAUUUCUCAGAAGUAAAAUGGAUAUACCAUGCACCUUUCAGAUUGAGGUUAUGUAUGAAGAUGAACCUUUGAAAGAUUACUAUACACUUAUGGAUAUUGCUUAUAUCUACACAUGGAGAAGGAAUGGGCCCUUGCCAUUGAAGUAUAGAGUUCGGCCUGGCUGCAAAAAGAUGAAGUUAAGCAGCCCAAGGGAUGAUAUUACUGGUGGCAGAAGGCCUGAUAUCGAAAGUGACUCCAGCAGUGACAAACCAAACAGCCCAGCUGCUGCCGCCCCCUCCACAUCCUCCUCUCUGCCCAGCCCAAGCACUCCUGUCCAGUCUCCACAUCCCAACUUCCCACAUAUCUCCACAGUUAACGGAGUCUCUGCCAAAGUUGGCCCAAACGGCCAAGCUCAUUUCAGCAGCAAAGUCUGCAAAGCUUCUCUUAAUGGCUCCAACUCACUUGGGUGAAUUGCUAUAGAUGCCAAAGCCAUCAACCCCAUGCAAACAGAGCUGUGAUGUAGAUGCUUUCUUUAUAAACCACCUCUCAAUUUUUAUAUCAUUUUUAAAUAGCUAUAUUUGUUUUGUUGCUCUGUGUGUGCGCGUGCGUGCGUGCGCGUGCGUGCGUAAACUUUGUAACACAUCAUUGGUUGUGUUAUAUUUUGUACUGGCUUAACUAAUAUUGUGAAGAGAAGCCUAUUUGAGGGAAACUCAACAAGGUGAAUGUAUCUAGGUAUUUUUUUUUAUAAACUCUUGUCUUAUUUUUUUUUAUUAUUAUUAUUAUUUUAGAUUAGAACAACAAUGUAUGAAAAUAAUUUUCUUGUCCAUGAAGUCAACAAUAAAACUCAAGGCAUGCACAAUGUUUUGAUCAUCCCGGAAUUGUUCAUUAUAAUGGACUUUAUUCAGUUGAAAUGUCAAAACCCAAACAAUUUUUUUAUAACCGAUGUACAUAUAUCCCUGAAUAUCAAAUGUGAAAGACUGCAUUAAUGUAAUAUUAGGAAUGUUGUAUUUUAAGGGCAAAAAUGCUGCGACAGUAUUGUUCGGAUAAACCUAGGAAUUGUAAUUUCUUUUUUUUUUUUUUAUCUACCACGUGCUCGUCAAACAAUUUAGUAUUUGUUUCUCAAUAUUUUUCCCCUAAAUAUUUAUCUUAUCACGCGAGGAUAUAUAUAGGUUGUUGCCAGAAUUUUUCGUACACUUAUAGCCUUAAGUUCAGAUGUUCUUUCUAUGUUCAAGCGGUUGUUUGUUAAUGCCAAUGUAUAUUUUACCGUUGUACAUUAUGAAACUUUUGUCCAAAUAAACAUUUAACUUUUUUUAA